UGCAGUCAGUCGGUCGCUGCGCGCGCUGCUCGUUGGUCCCCGCCGUCCGACGAGGUAGUGAUCAUAAUUUAUAUUAGAUUUUAUAUUAUAAUAUUUUAUAAAAUCCUCCUAUUCGUGCAAUAAUACGUUUUUAUUAUUAUUAUUAAAUUGCAUACGUGUACGUCGUUACGUUUUCCUCGACGUUCUAUCGAAUGUUUGCCAUAUUGUUUUCAGAUAUAUUACCUAUGUAGCGGUGAUAAAAUAUAUAGGUACAAUCGUAUACGUGCUAUCAGGACUGCUGCAGUAUUAACCGCGACGAUAACGUCUCGGAUUGAGUUUGUUCGGUGUAAACGGUCCCCGGGGGAAAAAAAUCAUGCAGCAGUGUCGGAUCAGGCGGAUAGAGAGUUCUUUUUGUACAAGUCUAACAAUCAAAACGGCGUUCAACAAAGUUCCUUUUAUCAAUCAUGGAUUUUAAGAUGCAAAAUAAACACACCGUCCACUGGUUUCGUAAAGGGUUGAGAAUUCACGACAACCCUAGUUUACGAGAGGGGCUGAUCAAUGCUAACACGUUCCGAUGUAUUUUCAUACUCGAUCCGUGGUUCGCCGGUGCAUCAAAUGUGGGCAUUAAUAAAUGGAGAUUUCUCUUGCAGUGUCUGUCAGAUUUGGAUAACAGCCUGAAAAAACUAAACUCUAGACUUUUUGUUAUCAAGGGACAGCCAGCCGAGGCAUUGCCUAAACUGUUCAGACAAUGGGGUACGACAAACUUCACGUUUGAAGAAGAUCCUGAACCGUUUGGUCGCGUGAGAGAUCAAAAUAUAAAAGUCAUGUGUAGUGAAAUGGGAAUAUCUGUCAUAACUCGUUGUUCACAUACCCUGUACCAAUUAGACAAAAUAAUAAACGUGAAUGGUGGAAAAGCUCCAUUGACGUAUCACUUAUUUCAAAAAUUAUUAGAGUGUAUUGAUCCACCAGAAAGAGCUGUACCUAGCAUAGACAAAGAAUUUCUUGGUAAUGCUUUUACACCAACUAAAUAUGACCACGAUGAAAUAUUUGGUGUCCCAACACUCGAAGAACUCGGAUUUAAAGAGAUAAACAACAUAGCACGACACGUAUGGAUGGGGGGCGAAACGGAAGCAUUGAUAAGGUUGCAAUGUCAUUUGGAACGGAAAGCAUUCAUCGCAUCUUUUGGAAAACCAAAAAUGACCCCACAAUCUUUAGUAGCUAGUCCCACUGGUCUCGCGCCGUAUUUGAAAUUUGGAUGCUUAUCCACUAGAUUGUUUUUUUCAGAGUUGAAUGAACUUUAUAAGAAGAUACGGAAAUCCCAACCGCCACUUUCGCUGCACGGACAACUGCUGUGGCGAGAUUUCUUCUACUGCGCGUCCACCAACAAUCCGAACUUCGAUCGGAUGGUUGGAAAUCCGAUUUGCGUGCAAAUACCUUGGGACAAGAAUCCCCGAGCUCUGUCCAAGUGGGCCAACGGACAAACCGGUUACCCAUGGAUCGAUGCGAUUAUGAUACAGCUGAGGCAAGAAGGAUGGAUCCACUGCAUAGCGAGGCACGCAGUCGCGUGCUUUCUCACUCGGGGUGACCUGUGGCUAUCUUGGGAAGAAGGAAUGAAGGUAUUUGAUGAGUUAUUGUUGGACGCCGAUUGGUCAGUAAACGCUGGAUAUUGGAUGUGGUAUUCAUGUUCGUCGUUUUACCAAGAGUUCAUUCACUGCUAUUGCCCUGUUAGGUUCGGUCGAAAAGUAGAUCCAAAUGGUGAUUAUAUAAGAAGAUACAUUCCAGUGUUGAAUAAUAUGCCUAAUCAAUAUAUCCACGAGCCGUGGUUGGCACCUGAAUCCAUUCAGUUUACUGCCAAUUGUAUCAUUGGCAUUGAUUACCCAUUGCCAAUCGUCAAUCAUAUCAAUGCUUCUAAAAUCAAUCUCGAGCGAAUGAAACUGGCAUAUCAGCAGCUGUCUAACUGUCAGCCACAAUUAGAAAAUGGUAAAUUAAUUUUAAUUUCCUCACUGAGAAGAUAAAUGAAAACAUUGCAUCGUAAAGAAUUAAUAAGCGUAGUUAUGAUAGUUUAUUAAUAAUAUACAAUUAAUUAAUUAAUGAUAUCCUAAAAAUAACAUUAGGUGUACCUAUUAAUUGAACAAUACUUGUAUAAAAAUUAUUAUUUAAGAAUUGUAUUGUAAUAGUAAUACAAUACUACACUAUUCUUAAAUGUUACUGACUUAUUCUAUGAAGUUCUCGAAGUAGAAAAUAUAUUUAUUUUUGUAAAAAUGAAGUUACUAAACUAAUAAUAUAUGAUUAAGUUAUAGGUAUAUAAGUAUUAUAUAUAUUAUAACAACUUUAACUACCUAGGUACCUAAUAUAAGUGUUAUUAUAUCAUGUUAUAUAGUACUAAUUUGCUUAUUAUAUUAGUAUUUUAUCAUGAUAGGUAUACUUUAAAUUUUAAUAUUAAUUAUCAUGAAGUACUAUUAUAAAUUAUUGAAUAGUUUUUUCAAUGAAGCCAACCAAGCCCUCUUAUGUAUCCCUCCAUCUAUUGAGCUUAUUGUAAAAAUAUUUUAUACGGAUAACAGAUUGUACAAAUUAAACAAAUAUGACAAAUAAAAAAUAAAAUACCUAUUAAUUAUCGACUGACUCCUUAUUACUAUCUACUAUAGAAUAUAGAUAUAUAUUUGUAUAAUAUAUUGUAAAUUUUAUUUUGACAUUGGCUUAUCCACAUUCUAUACAGUAUACUUAUAUAAUUCACAAGAAUCCUAUGCCGAACCAAACAUCGGAUAUAAUAGAUUUAAUAAAAAAUUGUUUAUAUAUAGGUAAUUAUAUAAUAAAAAAAAUAUAAUUAUUUAAGGAAGUAACACUUAAUCAAAACAUUUUGAAAUAGUAUUUAAAGAAAAUACAAAUAAGCUGAAAUAAAUUAAGAUAUUUUUUCAGAAAACCUAAUAAUAUUGAAUUAUAAUA
Metopolophium dirhodum (rose-grain aphid) is the source of this 2922-nucleotide messenger RNA. Its product is annotated as cryptochrome-1-like. The record is from RefSeq and is a predicted model, not a curated record. Gene Ontology annotation, molecular function: FAD binding; DNA binding. Gene Ontology annotation, cellular component: cytoplasm; nucleus. The coding region runs from base 444 to 1994 and encodes 516 amino acids. Lineage: Eukaryota; Metazoa; Arthropoda; Insecta; Hemiptera; Aphididae. Gene Ontology annotation, biological process: circadian regulation of gene expression; entrainment of circadian clock by photoperiod; negative regulation of DNA-templated transcription. The transcript is spliced from 10 exons.